AGAGAGAAGAAGAAGAAGAAAAGGGGAAAGGAAAGAGGGAAAGGGUGAUAGUUCCUUUGACAUUAAGAGACUUAACAAGGACAGAAAGGAAUUCCAACUAGAUCUUUUUAAGGCUUUUGUAAAAGAAAAUAUAAAAAAAAUUAAGGAUGCCAAACUUUGCAGGUACCUGGAAAAUGAAGAGCAGUGAAAAUUUUGAAGAGCUACUCAAAGCUCUCGGGGUGAAUGCCAUGCUGAGGAAGGUGGCCUGUGCAGCUGCCUCCAAGCCCCUGGUGGAGAUCCGUCAGAAUGGGGAGCAGUUCUACAUAAAGACCUCUACAACUGUCAGGACCACCGAGAUCAACUUUAAGAUCGGUGAGGAAUUCAACGAGGAGACUGUAGAUGGACGGAAAUGCAAGAGCCUGGCUACAUGGGAGACAGAGAACAAGAUUGCCUGCAGGCAGACCCUGCUGGAUGGAAAUGGCCCAAAGACCUUCUGGAGCCGGGAACUUCGGGGCGACGAGCUGAUCCUGAUUUUUGGAGCUGAUGAUGUAGUGUGCACAAGGAUUUACAUACGGGAAUAAGAUUCACGACGAACAGAUGACGGAAUCAUCCAACACUUGUCAACUUGCAGGAGUGACACUUCACUCCUACUUUACAUUACAGGGUUUUUUAUUUUUGUUUUUGCUUUUGUUUUUUUAAACUAUUUGUAGUUUCCUGUGAGAUUAUUUUGUUACACAUUCCUGGUCAUGUAACUAAUAGGUUUUCAUCGUAUAGAGCAACAGACAACUGCGCAAAGUAGAAUGUAACAAGGUUAAUCUAUUCAUACUAAAACCUGUCAGAUAGUCUUCACCUCAUUUCUGCUUUGAUGUUUAAUUGCUUUGUACUUGUUUAACCAAAACUACAAGAUUAUCGUGGAUAAUAAAGAUCCAUAUAGAGA
Electrophorus electricus (electric eel) is the source of this 916-nucleotide messenger RNA. RefSeq names its product cellular retinoic acid binding protein 1b (gene crabp1b). Gene Ontology annotation, molecular function: lipid binding. NCBI's taxonomy places the organism in Eukaryota, Metazoa, Chordata, Actinopteri, Gymnotiformes, Gymnotidae. The record is from RefSeq and is a predicted model, not a curated record.